Molecule: messenger RNA, 981 nt
Organism: Heterobasidion irregulare TC 32-1
Lineage: Eukaryota; Fungi; Basidiomycota; Agaricomycetes; Russulales; Bondarzewiaceae
Product: arsenite-translocating ATPase
Exons: 9
Coding region: 1-981 (326 amino acids)
Biological process (GO): post-translational protein targeting to endoplasmic reticulum membrane
Cellular component (GO): GET complex
Molecular function (GO): ATP hydrolysis activity; ATP binding
Source: RefSeq, a predicted model, not a curated record
AUGGCCGAGGAGAACCUCCCACCGACCCUGCAGAACGUGCUGGACCAGAAGUCUCUCAAGUGGAUCUUUUGCGGCACGUGGCAAGGGUGGCGAAAGACAACCACGUCCUGCUCCCUGGCCAUCCAGCUCGCCCAGGCCCGCGAGUCUGUCCUGUUGAUCUCUACGGACCCUGCCCACAACUUGUCCGACGCAUUUGGCCAAAAGUUCUCCAAAGAAGCCACCAAGGUGAACGGCUUCGGCAACCUGUUCGCGAUGGAGAUCGACCCCACGAGCGCGAUACAGGAGAUGGUCGAACAGUCGGACUCUAACGGGAUGAUGGGGACCAUGAUGCAGGACCUUGCGUUCGCCAUUCCCGGCGUGGACGAGGCAAUGAGUUUUGCCGAGAUCAUGAAGCAUGUCAAGUCCAUGGAAUAUUCUGUCAUCGUAUUCGAUACAGCCCCAACGGGGCACACCCUUCGCUUUCUCUCGUUCCCCACCGUCCUGGAGAAGGCUCUCGGCAAGCUGGCAACCCUCAGCGGCCGCAUCGGGCCCAUGCUCAAUCAGAUGUCAAGCCUCAUGGGCGGCCAGGCGGAUGCGACCGAGGACAUGUUCUCGAAGCUCGAGUCGAUGCGAGCAGUUAUCACGGAAGUGAACACCCAGUUCAAGGACCCCGAAAAGACGACGUUCAUCUGCGUCUGCAUAUCCGAGUUCCUGUCCCUGUACGAGACGGAACGCCUCGUCCAGGAACUCACCGCGUACGAGAUCGACACGCACAAUAUCGUCGUCAACCAGCUCCUCUUCCCCAAAGCCAGUUCUAACUGCGAGCACUGUCGGGUACGGAACAAAAUGCAACAGAAAUACCUGAACGAGGCGCACGAGCUCUACGACGAGUUCUUCCACAUCGUACAGCUACCGCUGCUGACAGAGGAGGUCCGUGGCCCCGUGAAGCUGAAGGAGUUCAGCAAGAUGCUCGUGGAGCCUUUCACACCAGAUCUGGAUUGA